This is a messenger RNA of Neodiprion fabricii, 3830 nucleotides long. It is a transcript of the gene Oga, whose product is annotated as protein O-GlcNAcase. NCBI's taxonomy places the organism in Eukaryota, Metazoa, Arthropoda, Insecta, Hymenoptera, Diprionidae. Gene Ontology annotation, molecular function: beta-N-acetylglucosaminidase activity. The record is from RefSeq and is a predicted model, not a curated record. Gene Ontology annotation, biological process: glycoprotein metabolic process. The coding region runs from base 921 to 3692 and encodes 923 amino acids. The transcript has 13 exons.
GAGGUUAUGUAUGAUUAAUACAAACAAACGUCAGAACAUCUAUUUUUCUCUUCUUUCUAAGCUAUCGCUCUCUAUGAACAGCAUAUGCCACUUCGUAAUAAUAUUUAACAUCGAUAAGCUCUGUACUGACCGUGAUGUUCAUUAACCAUCGACUAUAAUAAUAGCAUGGAGAGCGGAAAACCGUAGAACUCACUAACUCGAACUCACUUGAUGUUCAGAAUCCUGCCCCUGUCCUCUUAUUUUUGUUUUUAGGCCAUUUUUUCCAAUAUUCACAGAUAAUUGGGAGACUAUUGAAGGUUGGACAAGCGCUAAUAAAUACCAACAAACGAUUCUGCAAAAGUAGCGCUCGAUCACCAAAUACAAUCAUGAAGGGCUGACGUCACGCGAAAUCCCUAGUCGAAUUUGUUUUAUUAAUAACGACUAAACUAUUCACCAUCAAACGUCGGGAACUCACUAUUAAAUACCAACAAACGACGAAGGAAGGGUUCAAAAAAUAUUAGCCCACCUGGGUGUUAAUGUGAGGCUAAAGUAUAUGGAGCUUAAUAAGAAGCGGAAUUCUAGGAAACUUGCACUCAGUGCGCAUCGAGUGAAGCCAGUGAAAACGUUAUGACAAUAUGGUAGAAAGUUAUCAUGUUUUUACUGUAUCGAGUGUACCACCGAUCGUGAACAAUUCGUGAGACUAGAAAUCGAUCCUACUUUUGGCGAAGUCUUACCGGAGUGUAGUUUUUACAUAAUUAAAGCUUGUCGUUGUGUACUGUUGUGUACCAUGCAAACUCAGUGACGUUUAAGUUGAAGUAGAAAGUUAAACCUUAUGGUUUUGCCUUGUUUUUUUACUACGCAGGUCGAGUUUGUACGUUUCGAAUUUUAUUUUAAACUUCGAACUCAGGAAAUCGAAACAAAAACAUAUUUUGUAUUUCACGAUGGCGGUGACAAAUGGAGCUAGCCAUAAUUCAAACACGAAGAAUGGAAAUUUCAUAUGUGGCGUUGUUGAAGGAUUCUACGGCCGCCCUUGGACAACAGAACAGAGAAAGGAUUUAUUCCAGAAAAUGAAAAAGUGGGGAAUGGACUCAUAUCUCUAUGCACCAAAAGACGAUUACAAACAUCGUGCAUACUGGCGAGAUUUAUAUACAGUCGAAGAAGCCGAGCACUUAACUGGUCUUAUAACUGCAGCUAAGGAGUGUGGAAUCAGUUUUUACUAUGCCUUGUCACCUGGCUUAGAUAUUACUUAUUCUAGUCCAAAAGAAAUUGCUGCUUUAAAAAGGAAACUGGAGCAAGUUAGCCAGUUCGGUUGCAUUGCAUUUGCUCUGCUCUUCGACGAUAUUGAACCAGAAAUGAGUGAAGCUGAUAAAGAAGUCUUUCAGUCCUUCGCACACGCUCAAGUCUCUGUUACAAAUGAUAUUUUUCAACACCUUGGACAACCACGUUUUCUGCUUUGUCCAACGCAAUACUGUGCGACGCGCGCCAUGCCAAACGUCCCUAGUUCAGAGUACCUAAAUACAUUGGGUAGUAAAUUAGUACAAGAAAUUGAUGUAAUGUGGACAGGACCGAAGGUCAUUUCACGGCUCUUAACAAUCGAAUCGAUAGAGGAAAUCACUGACGUCUUACGUAGGCCUCCAGUUAUCUGGGAUAAUCUCCACGCCAAUGAUUACGAUCAAAAAAGAGUAUUCCUUGGUCCUUAUUCCGGGAGGUCACCAGAUCUCAUUCCUAAAUUGAGAGGAGUAUUGACAAAUCCUAAUUGUGAAUAUGGUGCUAACUUUGUGGCAAUACAUACCUUGGCCCAAUGGAGUCGAUGCAACAUCGAUGGAAAAAGAGAUCUUAGCCUGAAUGACACCGUAUCGGCUGAUAUCAAACUGGAAACUGAAACAGAAGAUGGCGUGGUUGGUGAAGAUGUACCAUCAAAUCUGUGCCCUAAUAUGUACCAUCCUCGGCACGCUCUUAAAAAUGCUAUAAGUGAUUGGCUGGUUGAAUUUCAUAAAAAACGUGCAGCUUGGGGAGUCAUUGUAAAACCUCAGCCAUGCGUGGCUCCUACAGUUCCAAUCCCGAUAAUACCUUCGGUCAACACAUGCAUGAGUCUUACGUCAACAACAAAUACUACAGUAUCGGCAGCUACAACGUCUUCUAAUAAUUCAAAUCAUCUUAAAGCAUUGGCAGAGGUGUGUUCGAGCGUCACAGGUACUGAAGGCUUUCUGCAACCUGCUUGUGGACCUGUUAUGAACUCUUUAGUAUCCGAUACUAAAGUAGUCAAUGAAUCGAUUAUACCUUCGGUGGUACCAAAUUCCGGGAGCGAAACGAUACCUAACGUUACACCAGCCACUGAACCAAUGGAAUGUACUAUUACACCUGGCCACUCACCUGCGCAUUUGGUAAAAAGCACAACUGAAGAUGACGCAAUGAUAGAAAAUAUUUCGACAUGCAGUGGAGCAUCUGGCAGUAUGCAAGUUGAGCUGGAAGUAUCAUCAUCAGCUGUAAACGGAUCACAAAUGGUAGUUGAGACGGAUAAUGAUAAUCAUGAUGCCUUGGAGACACAAGGUUCAAAUGUAGUGGAUCCAGAAAAACAACUGACGAAAGAAGACCUCUCUUUGCUUUGUGAUCUAUUUUACCUACCUUUCGAACAUGGUGGGCAAGGAAUUCAACUGUUGCAAGAAUUUAACUGGCUGAAGAGCAAUGCUCACAUUGUUAUGAAACAACCAAAAAAUCAGGAAAUGUACAACAAAGCGGACGUUGAAGAAUGGCAUUCUCGGGCAGCUAAAAUGAACGACAUGUGUGCUGCAGUGAACAGGCUUUUUCAACGACUUACAUACUGCAACAAUCGAGAGCUGUUAUAUGAUCUUUAUGCAUACGUAUGGGAUAUGAGAGGAGUUGUCUCUCUUUUGAACAGUUACAUCAAAUGGCUUGGGUUUGGCAGAUUUCCAACGACGAUGACUACGUAUACCCAAGGAAGCUACACAUGGUUCUCCAAUGGAUGGAAAGAAACAUUUAUGAGCGGAGAUCAAGAACCCUGGGUAUUCCGAGGUGGACUUACUGCAGAUUUACAGAGAUUAAUUCCCGUAGAUAGUGGAAACGAUUUGUUUGUUUACAAGGCGCCAGAAGUUCCGUGUAGUAAAAUUUAUACGAUUAGACCUUAUUCAGCAAUUGACGAGGAUGCAGUUCGAACAAUUUGCAACAAAAUAUCUGGAGGCACUUCAGUUGUAGCUGAUAGAUUGGUAGGAAGCUAUCUAUUACUGAGCCCUGAGUUGUGCAUGGUUGUCGAGGAUGAAGAUGGCAUUGUGGGAUAUGCACUCGCUGCUUUGAACCUCAAAGCGUUUAAUCAGAAGAUGGCAAUUUCCUGGAUUCCAGAACUUCAAGCAAAAUAUCCGUUAGACGAUAGUGUCAAAAAUCUACCGCAACAUGAGAAGGAGGCAAUACAAUACUUUCACGCAUUCGUGCCUGACGUUGCGGAAGAGUUAUCCAGACAAUACCCUUCCAAACUGAUAUGUUCAAUACUACCCAGUGUAACCGACCAAUCGGUUGCAAAGAGGCUUGUCACUUGUGUUCUUGCUGCUUUGAGGGCAAAUGGUUCGUUUGGCGUGCACACAACGGUUUCUAAAACAAACAAAGAAGCACAUGAAUUCUACGGUAAGCUUGGAUUCGUCGACCAGCCAGAAACACAGGACGCUGAUUCAAUAACAAUCACCAUGCGUCGAAGUUUCUAGCUUGAAGCCAUCGUACUUGUUUGCGUAAAUAAAAUUUUUUACUCGUUCCCCUGUUGGAGCAAAAUAUUCUAAGCUGAGAACGCAACAGUGCGUAUGUGUAUUUGAGCGAGAAAUAACAAUAAAUAUUAUAUAAAUGAA